AUGAUUAAAGCCAUCUUGAUAUUUAACAACCACGGAAAACCGCGGCUGAUCAGAUUCUAUCAGUAUUUUGCGGAGGACAUGCAGCAGCAGAUAAUUCGGGAGACUUUCCAUUUGGUAUCUAAGAGAGACGACAAUGUCUGCAACUUCUUGGAGGGUGGAAGUCUCAUUGGUGGCUCCGAUUACAAGCUGAUCUACCGGCACUACGCAACCCUCUACUUUGUCUUCUGUGUGGACUCAUCUGAGAGCGAGCUCGGCAUUCUCGACCUGAUCCAGGUGUUUGUGGAAACCCUAGAUAAAUGCUUCGAAAACGUCUGUGAGCUGGACCUCAUAUUCCACAUGGACAAGGUCCAUUACAUCUUACAGGAAGUGGUGAUGGGAGGAAUGGUUCUGGAGACCAACAUGAAUGAGAUCGUCGCUCAGGUGGAGGUGCAGAACCGCAUGGAGAAGUCAGAGGGAGGUCUGUCAGCGGCCCCCGCUCGCGCCGUCUCUGCUGUGAAGAACAUGAACCUGCCUGAGAUUCCCCGUAACAUCAACAUCGGAGACAUCAAUAUCAAAGUGCCGAGCCUCUCCCCGUUCUGAGAAGCAUCCCAGCUGAGCUCUGCAGGGCUGAUGUACUACUGAUGUCUCCAUUUCUCUGCUGUUCCCCUCCACCCAGUUCGGCAGUUGAGACAGAGGAAACUGUUUUUAGAUGUAUGUACUACAGAACCACAGCAGCUAAAGAGAUAAACUGGGGAUUAUUUUUGAGUUCUCCUGUAUAUACAAGUUACAGAUUACUCUAGUUUAAGGAUUUGCACUAUAAUGUAAAGUUUGAUUGUCUAACGCAUCAAUAGUAAUAUUAAUAUAUAUACAUUUCCUGCUAUUCUUUCUGUGUUUUGUAGUUCUCUUGUUGAUUUCCUGCUCUUUCCAAAAGAAAAACGACAGUGUUUACCCAGUGUGUAUUUUCCUGCACAGCCCUUCCACAUCUCUGACAUUCAUCACCGGUUGUUCUGCCUAAGUUUUGAAAAAAACAUUCCCUCCUGCCUGAAGUGAGCUUUUGGAUGGAGCAGAUUUCACUGUAACAUGAUCCUUUUGCUUUUGUACUGGACUGUACGUUCAGACACAUCUUUAUCUCCUGUUCCCAGUGUAAUUUCAUACGGGCUAGGAUUAGAGUCCUCCGCCUGGCUCAUGUCACAAUUUAUUUUCCUUUCUCUGUGAUAUAUUGUGUCUCUGACAUCCUUGGAAUUUGUGAGUAAUAUGAUUGUUUUCCUGGGUACAGAUCGUCUCAAUAUGGAAAAUCUAAAUGCUGUGUAAUUCUAGUUUUAAUGUGUUGUGAUAGGAUCUUGCCAACAUCUGUUCACAGAGGCCACAGACUAAUGUCGACAUUUUUUUGGAUCUUUUAAGUGUUUCUAUUAAGUGUGUUUGUGUCUUAUUGGCUGUAUUUAGUGGUCUGAUAGAAUCAGAGUCAGACAGGCAUCUAAGCCAUACUCUGUUGGUAGGGUAUCCUGUAGAUCCUGUAAGUUCCUGUAAAGUCUCUCAAGGAAGGAAAUAUGUCUCAGUGUCAAAGAUAUUCCUUGCCAAGAAAUUAAAUAAAUAAAAAUACACAUCA
Xiphias gladius (swordfish) is the source of this 1585-nucleotide messenger RNA. It is a transcript of the gene ap3s2, whose product is annotated as adaptor related protein complex 3 subunit sigma 2. The record is from RefSeq and is a predicted model, not a curated record. Bases 1 to 579 code for a protein of 192 amino acids. Lineage: Eukaryota; Metazoa; Chordata; Actinopteri; Istiophoriformes; Xiphiidae. Gene Ontology annotation, biological process: Golgi to vacuole transport; intracellular protein transport. Gene Ontology annotation, cellular component: membrane coat; intracellular membrane-bounded organelle; AP-3 adaptor complex. The transcript has 6 exons.